Molecule: messenger RNA, 1468 nt
Organism: Procambarus clarkii (red swamp crayfish)
Lineage: Eukaryota; Metazoa; Arthropoda; Malacostraca; Decapoda; Cambaridae
Source: RefSeq, a predicted model, not a curated record
AACUGUCGCUACAGGGCGAUGACUUCACGCGGCAGAUCUGGCAUAUGUACGCCACCUUCGAGGAGUUCAUAGACCACCAGCAGACCUCCGGCGAGGCCAGCCCCGCCUCGCGCCCCUCCUCGGGCGGCAACUCCGGCACCGAGGCCCCGCCGCCCCCCGCGCCCAACGGGGGCCUGGGUGCCGCCAGCCCCCGGGAUGUGGUGACCGGCCGGGGCUCCCUCACCACGCCCUCCCACGCCACCGGCGGCGCCGCCACCCGCGCCCACAUGGCCGAGGUGGCGCUGUCUCAGGGCGUGCUGCCCCACGCCGCACACUCCCGCUCGCCCCCCGCGGCGCGCGACGACCUGGCGCUGGCGUCGCCCCGACGUCGGCGGCGGCCCCGACGGCUCCGUCGGUCGGUCGACAACCCGCUGCUCGACACCAUCAGCGCCAUCGGCGACCCGGACUCCGACGAGGCGGACCUGCUGCCGCCGGCGCCGCCGCCGUCGGCGUCGUCGUGCUGGGGGCCUCGGCUGCACCCCGAGGCGGACGUGGUCGGGUACGCGGGGAGCAACAGCGUCGACAGCGGGUACAAGAGCGCGUGCCCGACCCCGGAGCUGCCGGACCCCGCCGCCUACGUCGAGCACCGCCUCGAGAAGCGCGGCUCCCUCGCCUCCCUCGCCUCCACGGGGUCCUCCUCCGGCAGCGGCAGCGCCUCCAAGCCGCGCAUCGCCAUGGGCACGCGGGUCAUGUCGCGCGUGCCCCGCUCCCCCAGCUCCGGGGGCAGCGCCCCCUCCCCCGGCCUCCCCCGCAGACCCGGCUCGGACGGCUCCUACUACGAGCUGGACCAGUUGGCGGGGCUACGGGGCGGGGGGCUGCUGGGGUCGCCGCCCCCCCACGCCACCCCCGCCGAGGUCAGGAACCCCGGGUUCUCCCGCUACUCCCCCAGGGGCUCCCCGGCCCCCCAGCGUAACUCCUCCCCCGGGGGCGCCACCCCCCGGGACACCCACGUGUCUCGCCGCGCCGCCUCGCCCGCCUCCCCCGAGCGGCGCCCCCGCAGCGCCUCCACGGGGUCCCGCUGCUCCCCCGGCACCAGGGGGCGCCGCCCCCCGGGGAGCCUGCGGGCCGGGUCUCCACUCCUGGCGUCCACGGGGUCCCUGCCCCGGGCGUCGUCCCCCGGGCGGCGGCCCCGGGCGCUGUCCCCCGCCACCAGGGAGGAGUCACGGCCGCCCACCUCGUGGUCCCGCCACUCCUCCCCCGGGGUGGCGCCGCCGCCCCCUCGCUCACUCCGCCGCCCACCGUCGCCCAUCGUGGGCGGCCACCACCACCACGACACGGACCUGGCGCUCCUGGAGCGGGAGAUCGACGCCCUGCUCUACGGGGACCCCCUGGCGCCGCCCCCGGCACCCGACUACUACGACCUCGACUCCGAGUUCGCUGCCGCCGCCUGCACCUGCCCCGCCGUCUUCACCAGACCCGCGCCCCCAGG